Drosophila suzukii is the source of this 11498-nucleotide messenger RNA. It is a transcript of the gene htt, whose product is annotated as huntingtin. Lineage: Eukaryota; Metazoa; Arthropoda; Insecta; Diptera; Drosophilidae. Gene Ontology annotation, cellular component: cytoplasm. The record is from RefSeq and is a predicted model, not a curated record.
AUGGAUAAAUCCAGGUCCAGUGCCUACGACAAGUUCGUGGGCUACGUGGAACAGCUGCGCAAUACGGAAUGCAGUCAAAAGCAGAAGAUAACAUGCUUCCAGCAGAUUGCAGAGUGCAUCAUGUCGGCUUCGCUGGCGGGACACAUCAACUAUGCCGCCCACUGUGGCACGGCCAUGAAUGUCCUGCUGCUCUUCUGCGAGGAUGUGGAUUCCGUGGUCCGAAUGAGUGCCGAGGAGAACCUCAACAAGAUCCUCAGGGCACUGGAAAAAACCCGGGUCAGUCGCAUCCUCAUGGAUCUCUACGGCGAGAUCAAGCGGAAUGGUAAUCAGAGAUCCUUGAGAAUUUGCUUGAACCUAUUCUCUUACUAUGCCCCGCAAAUAAAGGAGAAGCACAUCAAGUGGUAUGCAGUGAGAUUGCUCCAAUGCAUGACCACCAUUUCCCAACGCAGGGAGACACUGCUCCAGGAGACCCUCUGCGAUUUCGUCAAGCACUUCGGUCGUUAUAUACAACAGGGUCUCAGCGAUAGCGAAUCCUGCAAGCUCUUUGAGACAUUUCUGGACAAUAUUAGCUCCGACUGUGCCGUGAAGCGUCGUUGCUCGGCCCAAAAUUGCAUCAGCCUUAUUGAGCAUGCACGCAAUAGGAGCCUCAUGGCCAGACAUGGAGUCAACAAAGUGAUGGAACUCCUGCUGACGGAUCAGCAAACGAGCAGCGUGCUGGGAGCCUUGGGUCUGCUGCGCCUCCUGUUGCCGCAACUCAUACGAGGCCACUCGGCCGAUGGCCACGAGGAUUCCGAGUCCUUGGCCGGCAAGAGGCAGCAGCACCAGCAGCAGACAACGACCUCCGACUGCCGGCAAAUUAUUGAAAUUUAUGAUUAUUGUUUGCACCUGCUGAGCACGCAGCACACCGCGAAUCACGCCAUCAUAAAUGCCACCCUGGAGGUCAUCAACGGCAUACUCCAGUUCCUGGACGCCCCAACCAACGAUGGCCAAUGUAGCCAGAGUCUGGGCCAAAGUUUGCGCCAACUGUUGUGCAAUCAACAACUGCAGCACAAUGAGUAUUUGCGGCGAAGGAAAUCAUUAAAGAAUCAAAUAUUCCAAUUGAAAAAUUACGAAGUGGCGACAAGUCAACAGCAGCUCGAGGAUGAUGAUGAGGACGAGGAUGUGGAUGUGGAUGGGCCGGCGGUUGGGGCCACUGCAGUGCAAAUGAAAAAGAAUUCAAAUGCAAAACUGCAGCAGGCGAAGUGUCAACAGCAGCGGCAACAACAGCGACUCGAGGUUGACAACAGCUCGCUGGGAAUUAAUGCCGGGGAAGAUGCCACGACCGAGGCUCCAAGUUCCGUUGCUGAUGAAGGGGGAUCCAUGGAGGCAGCGAAGCAGCGCUGCCACAUUAGGAAUGCCGCACGCAGCAUCAGCGAAUGCGUUGCCUCGGAUGAGGACAAGCAGGGGCAAGGACACCGGCGACGGCAGGACGAGGAUGAUGAUAGGAGGGCAGUGGCAGCAGCGGGAGAGGAGCAAGAUGAUGAUGAUGAUGAUGACGACGACAUGGAGCUGCUGAGUGCCGAGUGUGAUGACUUUACAACCCUGUCGCAACUAAAUGAACAACAACAGGCGCUGUCAGCGGCAUUGCAAUUGCCCGCAACAACAGCAACAUCGCAGGACGAUAAACUGAUUGAUGUUGAUGCCGAUGUCGGGGGGCUGCCUAAACCGCAGCAUCAGUCAUCUCUGCAGAAUCUGCUCGCCGGCAGCGAUGACAAAUCCCAGCAUUUGAGUGACAUCGACAAUGAAUCUUUCAACAGCAUCGAUUUCGAAGCCGAAAUCACAAUUGCCGGCAGCAAAGAGCCGCAUCAGCAGCAGCAGCAGCAACAUCCUCCGGCGGAUGAUUCGGUGGAAUCCGGCGAUGCAACAGCAAUUGGCACAUUCUUCAACAAUCUGCUGUCGCAUUCCAAUGCAGCCUCGGAGUCGGUCAGUAAGCUCUUUCGUCAAUCAAGCGGCUCUAAGUCCACGCCCUCCAAGUCGACGCCCGCCGACAAAUCGGAUGCCAUCUCGACGGCCUCGCUCACGCUAUCGCUCACCUCCUUGGCCAGCAGCAGCAACACGGAGCCGCCGGAGCGACAGCCCUCAAUUGCGGAGACGCCCACGCCGCUGGAGGACUCUUGCUCGAUGACUGCCUCCCACACGGCCUCCACCGCCCUCAUGAUGGAUCCACCGGCCGUAGAUGUGGCAGCUUCUAAGCCCGAAACACCGCAGUUGCGAAGCACGCCCAACGCUAAUCCCUUUCUAGUGGAGAACUCGCCGCUACGGCAGACUGUUGUCGGUCGUGCCCAGAUCACCGUGAAAAUUGGCAGCAUCCUGGAGCAGUCGUUGGUCUACUAUACGGCUCGUUUGGUGGCAGCUCGAUUCCUGCUCAGUGGACAGGCGGCGGGAUUACAGCCCGAUAGCAUCAGUAGAGUAUCCAUUAAGAGUCUCUCCUUGGCCGUGAUUGCGCAAUGUGUACGCUUGGCUCCCAGGGUUCUUCAACUCAGCGUGGAGAUCAGCGAUCGGGAACUGCAGCUGCUGGAGGAGGACGUAUCCCGGGACAGCACUCAGGUGUCCAGUCCUCAGAGCAGCGACAAUUCACAAGUGGGCGGAGAGAAGGCUUCGAUGGAUAGUAGCCUGAUUCAAACCGAUCUGGAGGAUAACCUGCUCCUGGACAUCAAAGACGACCACUUUGGCCCCAGCACCUGUCCAGCUUACCUGCAGCCGGCUAUGCCCACGCUGAGUCGCAGUGCAGAUGCUUCGGUUCUUCUGCUUAGUGGAUCCUCUUCCUCUCAUCCUGCAAAAAAUUGCGCAGGAAGAGAAACUCUCAAGUCCGAGAUCAUUGGCAGCUCAUUCAAACCCACAGUGGCAGCUGAGGAUGUGCCACCGUUGAGCCUGCCGCCACGUCCACCCAAGCGCACAAAGUCUACGCGCAGUCGCUCAGGAGUUCUGGGAUUAAUUUCCACCUCUGGGACGCCUCCAACUCCUCAAGGCUGCCAGGCACUUUCGGAUCUGCUCUUCCAUGACCACACCGAUCCCAUUUUGCGUGGUGGAGUGCAGCAAGUUGUGGGUUACUUCCUGCAAUCCAGUGGAGCUGGACUGUUUCUGGAACUGAAACGUAAUCUUGGUCUGCAACACUUGCUGGCCAUUUUGUUGAAGGGCUUUGAGGACGAGAUCCACACAGUGGUUAUACAAGCGUUGAAUGCAUUCGAUAAGAUAUUUCCGCAUGUGGUGUCCAAAUAUUUGACAGAGCCGCCAUGUCAUUAUCAUGCUCAUCAGCAGCAGCAGCAGAAGCAGCAGCAGCAACAGAAGGAGCAGCAAGACCAGGAGAAGGACAACCAGGAGAGGGACCUGCAACGACAUUCAAGUGGACAACAAAAGCGUCCGGGCCAGGCGCAAACAUUUGGCCAACAAACUUUUGCAAAGGACCAGGAUAAUGCCUUAAGCAGUCAACGGCUGCAACAAAGGCGUCCUAACGAUGCCGGGACAUGUGCCAAGUCCUCGGCCACUGAUAAUGAUGAGCUACUGGCUGUUCUUUUGAAUGAUUUCCAAUUGCAAUCGACUGGGGUGCAGCAGCAGCAGGAGCAGGAGCAGCACACUGGGCAGUUGGGUAAUGAGCCCGAUCUCGAUACCAAGUCCAAGCCCAAGCCCCAAUACCGAACUGGUUGACCCUUCUGUGUGUUUGCCAUCUCACCCAAAUUGCUCUUGAGCAAACUCCGGCUCUGCCAUCACAAUAAAUAUUGGCUGGUCCAGAAUAAAUACGCCGAAGUUAUUUCGAAUUUAAAUUACGUGCUGCUGCGGUCGUACUACGCAAAUUCUCGUUGUACCAUCAUCGACAACAAAAACAGCGGCGCCAAGGAGCAGGACUCGAGGCGGCCGUCAAGGGAUGCCUGCGAUUCUGGCCGGGAUGCGGAGGGCGAGGACAUUGUCUGCACUUAUGAGGCGCAAUUUCUGGCUGAACUUUUACAUCUGCUCGGCGACGAUGAUGCGCGGGUGCGGGAACACGCCGCCUGCUGUCUCUGCCGCUUUAUAAUGCAAACGGCGCGCCAGGAUCCAUCGAAGGAGGCGAGGGAUGAGGGCACUGGAGGAGCAGGAGAUGGUGGCGGAGGCGAAAUCGAAGGCAAUGGCAAUGGCAAUAGCAACGUCAACGUGGAAACUCAACAAACUAAUUUCAAUUUGCUGUGGGAUUUUUUCGACUAUCGCAUAUUUGGCAGCAUGUCCGUGACGUUGCGUAAUUUAUUCCGGGCCAGUUCGACGAUUGUGCCGCCUCUGGCUGAAUUGGAUGCAAUGGCCUUCUCCUCCUCCGCCUGUGCCUCCGCCUCAAUCUAUCCAGAAACGGGCAGCACGUCCAGCUCCUCAGCAUCGGCAUCUGCCUCAUCCGGAUCCAUAGCGGCAGUCUCCGCGGCGUCGGCCUACUUCGAGGCAAGUUACGGCAUCGGCAUCGCCGAGGGGCAUGUUUUUGCCCUGGCAUCGGCAUCCCAACGUCAAAUCGCGCAGGAGGAAAAAGUUUUGGCCAAAGUUUUGUAUCGCUUGACAAAUAAAUUGAUGACGCUGAAUGAUAAAAAUGUGCAGUUUGGCAUAAUUUACGCGCUGCGCCUCCUGCUGAGGCACUUCAAUUUCGUGGACUAUCAACAGGCCUGGCUGGAAUUCAAUUUCGUUGAAAUUUGCAUUAGCUAUGCCUACUACAACAAUGCAACAGCUGCGGACCUCGGCUGCCAGAACGAUUUGAUUGAUGUGAUGGGCAAAUUAAUGGCAGGUGCCAUGCUGAGCUCAGGUGAGCCAAGUGCCCCCCAUCUGGACUUUCUGCUGCGUCACAGCGUCAAGAUGCUGAACAUCUACUAUCACCUGGUCACCAAUCAGCGCCACCCACCGCCAACCAGUUCCCAUUCCGGGAGCAGCAGCAGCAGCGGCAGCUCCAAGCCGCCCAAGAGCGAGCUCUUUGCCCGCGAACAGCCAGCGGCAUCCCUUCAGGCUCUGGGUUACUUUGCCGGCGAUUACGUUUACAUGAAACUUUACAACAUUUUAAGAGGUGCUAAUGACAGCUACAAGAUAACCAUAAAUCACGAGGCCGGCAGCUUAUUAAUUUGUCUCCUGAAAACCUGCCUCAAUGCGUUGGGCCUGUGUCUGGAGGGCUUGGUGAGUGCCUCGCCCCCGGAGCUGAAAUUAAUCGAAGAAAUACUCCACUAUUUGACCAAGCUCAUAAAUUAUGCGCCCGCCGAGUGCGUUGCAUGUCUGCGGCAACUGUUGAAAUAUUUAUUCGCCCAAAAUUAUGCCAGCCAAGUGCGGCUGCAGCCAUCGACCAUCGGUGGACCUGGCUACCAUGCCGCCUUUAUACGUCCCUACUUUAGGGCCAAGGGCAGGGGUCACGGCGCCGGCUCAACAUUGUUGCCAACAAUAAAUUCAAAACCGGUGGAGGGACAGGAGCACCAAAGAGGAGCAGGAGCUGGGCAACCAAUUGAUACUGCCCCACUCCAGGCAAUGGGUUUGCUCUUUGAGCAGGGCCUGCAGCCGACCACUCCACCGACGGGCGAAUGCGGCCGGCUUAUAAAGCUAUUCGAGCCGCUGGUCAUAUACUGUCUGACGCUCUUCAUGAAAUCCAAUGCGCUGGUUCAGGCACCCAUACUGCGAUUGCUCUCCCAACUGCUGGAGCUAAAUGUAACCUAUAGUAUACUGGACUCCAAGAAUGUAAUAUUCGACCAGAUACUGAGCAACAUGGAUCUGAUUGAAAGUGGAAUAGAUAGGAACGCCUUCAUCAUUGUCCCGCCCAUGCUCAGAUUCCUUGUGCAGCUAACCCAUAAGAGCGACCGACAACUGAUCACCAUACCCAAGAUCAUCAGCAUUACCAACAAUCUGCUGGCCAACGGAUCUGUGCGCGAGGUGGCUUUGCUAGCCCUCAAGACCCUCAGCUACGAGCUGUUCUUCAUGCACAGCCAGCUGGAGGAGGCACUGGACACGGAGGGCCAUAACUCAGGUCGAGCGGCGUGCCAGAGUCCUUUGAGUGCGGCCCCCACACCGGAAACUCGAGAGGCAUUGCUGGCGCAGCGACGCGAACUGGACACCCAACGGGAAGUGGUGCUGGGCAUGCUGGAGAAAUUCAUCGAGGCACGACCGAGUCAACAGGUCCUGGCCCUCCUCCUGCUCUUCGAGCGGAGUGUUCAGCAACUGGACACGCCACCAUACCACCGAAGUGCCCAGGAUGCGGACGCCGUGUACGGGAUGCUGUGUCGUGGCUUGUGCUCGCGCCAGUGGCGACUCCACUCCGCCGGAGAUCUGCGGCUCCUGGAGAGCUGUUUCCGCAACAACGGCAACCAUGUGCUGGCCGACAGCAAGGGAUUCCUGCAGCUGCUGCAGCUUUUCAUCGAGCAGGGCGUCGGGAACUUUGGUGAUUUAGCUCUGGCCAUGGUUAUGCUUGCCAACGUAAUACUAAAAACCGAGGAAAUUUAUCUGGUGAAUCACAUAAAACUUUAUUUGAAAAAUAAUCCCACGGCCGAGCGUCGUCUGCAGGCCAUGAUGCCCAGCUCAUCAUCGGCGGCUCCACAUUGGCAGGACGAGGCUCCUUCGACGUCUUCGGCGGCUGCAGCUGCCAGAGCGGCCGCCACCGCUUCCUCCUCCAAGGGAUCGACCAUCAGCGAAAUUAACUAUUUUGCCAAAGUUCUUAGCGAGAAGCUACUUGCCUGUUUGGAUGCAAUACUGGGCCUGGAUACCGGCUCCUCCUGCUCCUCCUCCGUGGGCCACGCCUACUGCCAGCUAGCCGGGCGCUUCGUGGACGCCCUGCUCAACGUCUGUUGCCGCUCGCGACACAAGGAUGCACUUCAAUCGGUUUUCCGUUUGGUUUUGGCCGAGUCUGAAUUUCUCUGCAAAUACUAUAGCCUGCUGUUGAUGAGUGCCGCGGGCCAGGGAGGAUCCGGCUCACUGGAUGCCGUGUUGCUCGCCUGCCUGAGGCUGGUGCUGUCCAUGCGGCUGGAGGAGCCGGUGGCCCUCAUGGAGCAGGCCGCCCAGCUGCCGCUGAAACGAAACUUGCAGCGGGCGUUGCUAGGCGAAGUUUGUCGUGCAAAUGUGGGCUGCGAUUGGAGUGCGCAACAAGUGCGCCGCUUGUUCGACGGCAGGUAUCUGAAUUUCCUAAUUGCUGACCACUUGGAAUUCCUUUGCGAGCUAUGCCAAGAGCGUCCCGAGUGCGGCUCAUUACUGCAGGUGGCCUUGUUCCGGAAUGCCCAUCGAUUGAGCAGGCAAUCCAUUCGCAUCGUCCUUCGGCUAUUGGGACGUCUUUGUGAGACCGCUGAGCGGGAGGCCUCUGGAGAUGCUGGCAGCGAUGCGGAUCCCACACUGCAGGCCCUGCAACUGCUGAGUCGCCUGCACCAGCUGCACGAGGGGGAACGCUCGCUACAACUGCCCAUGGAGCGGUUGGCACGACGACUGAGCGCCCAGAGCAGCCCGGCCGCCAGGAACUCCAUCUACGAAAGGCUGGUCGAGGGAGAUCUGGCCGGCGGAGAGGACCAGGACGCCCUGCGAACCCUGCUACUGAAGGACUUGGAGUGCCGCCAGGACAAUGAGACUGCAACGCCGUCGCGCAUAAUUGAUGAGAGCUGGCUCUUUGCUCAGCUAAUCAAAUUCGCCACCCAGCAUGCAGAUGCUCCGCAGCAGCAGAAGCAACUAAUGCUGCUGCUCCUGGAGAUCCAGUCAGAGCCCAAGCUGCAGCGCCUGCUCCGGAGUCUGGGCGCCGAACAGGAGGCGAGGCUGUUGCGCCACGCCAUCUCCGGUUCACUGGCCGCCAUGAUGUCCGCCUUCCGGCAGAAGUGCAUCCAACAUGCACCGCACAUCAACUACAUCCAACCGCCGCCGCUGGCUCGUGUAUCCUGCUCCCUGCUCCUGGCAAAGGUGGCCUCCAUUGAGGCCACACAACAUCGGGCACCGCCCACCGGAGAGCAACUCGAUGUGGCCCGUGCGGUGGCCACACUGAUGGCCUGCAUUCGGAAUGUGGAGCAAACAGCACUCAUCUACAUUGAUGCCCGGCUGAUGGAGAAGUUCGUGGUCGAGCACCUGCUGCGCCCCGAGCAUCUGCCGCAGUUGCUGGCCUACCUGGGCUGGCUGGCCGGUACGGCCAAACAGAUUUUGGCCAAGCCAACACCACAGGAGUCGGAACAAGACGCUCUGGGCGUUUUGCUUGCGACCGUGGAUGCUCUCCUGCAGCAGCCACGCGUUUGGAGGGAGCUUAACUCCAGCCCGGAUCCCGGACUGCGAUGCGAAUUGCUCGACCUGCUGGACUCGGUGGCCCGGUGCAUUCUGCAGGACACAAUUUUCUAUCGACGUCACCGAACGGACAGAAAGAAGGCCAAGGGACCGGCACCGCAGGCGAUUUUCCUGGCCAAAUUGAUUGAAACGCAAAUUGAAAUCGAGUCUCUGGACAGCGGCAGGGUCUUCUUGGCAGGCGCCGAGGAUGCUCGACUGCAGUUCGCAGGACAGGACCUGGCCCGCUUCCAAGUGGCAUUGUCGCUGGUGGCAUCCAUCGGCAUCUCGCUGCUGCGAACGCACCAGUUUUAUGCCUACGCGGUCACUCCGCACGAGCUCAUCAGGCAGCCAGAGGAGCAGCUGCAGCAGCAGAAGCAACAGGCCGAUGGCAAGCUGCCCUCCAUUCCUGUGGACAGCCUGAGCGAUGUGGAUAUCCUGCGUCAAUUUGUCAAGAGGCUCUCCAUCUUUGGAUUCACCACCCGGCAGCAGUUCGAGGAGUACUUCAUGACCUGCCUGCUGCUGAUCAAUAAGCAGUACGAUGAGCACAUGGUCGAUCAGCAGGAGCAGUUCCAGAUCAAGCAGGUCUGCCUCCAGGCCAUCCUCGAACUUUUAAUGACGUACAAAACUUUUCCCAUUGUGGGCCAAACCAACGGACAGUUCCAUCACACGACUCGCUGGCACCGCAUCACUUGUGACAGCAUUAGCCUGAAGAAACUGCACAAGGUUCAGUUGCUGGUGGAUGCGUGCAAUGUCUUCUAUCAGCCCAAUCUCGAGCGGCAGCUGGCGGCCCAGGACAAUGUGAUUGGCACACGCACCUUUGCGGCCAAUCAGUACGAUCUCAAUUUCAGCUGGGCGCAGAUGGAGGAGCAGGCUGGCGGGGGAGUGGCAAUGGGAGUGGGCGUGGGCGUACCAGGAGGAGGAGAGCCAACCAACACGGCGGACAUUAAGCAGUCCGGCGAUGCGGAUGUGCCCGACAUGGCAAUGCGCAACUAUCGCCAUUUUACGCAGCUGUCGGGAAUUGACUUUCGCAGCAGCACGCAGCUGGUCUUUGACGUACUGCAGCAGAUGAUCGAGCUGAAUCACAUCCUGGUGCUGCCCAAUUUGGUGAAGUUCUGCGAGAUCUGCGAGAGCCGCGACCACAUCAAAUGGAUUAAGGAGCGCUGCCUUAAACUGCAGGAACAAGUGCCCAUGGACGAUACCAUUUCCCAUCAACACAUAAUCUACUUACUGUGCCGCAGCCAGGCCCUCCUGAUCCCCAGCCUGGGCGAGCUGCAGGUCCUGUGCUCCUUGAUAGGCAACGUCUACUUGAAGAGCACGCACAGCUUCAUACGCAUCGCCACGCUGCAGGGGCUGCUCUGCCUGCUGGAGUGCUGCAGCAAGACCAACACGACAAUGGGACGGCUCAGCGAGGAGUUGGCAUUGUUGCGAGCCCUAAUUGUGGGCUACAUCAAUCGUCAUGGCAUCAUUGAUGAGAGCCCCCUGCCGUUCAGCGUGGAGCACACGAAGCUGGUCUGGACGCUCAAUUACAGCCUGAUCGAGUGGACAUCGAAAUUCGUGCCGCAAUGUCAUCUGUUGUCAAAUACAAUCAUUGCGGCCAACAAUUUCCUGAAGACGACCGGCGACGAGGAGCUCUAUCUAUGCGUUCUGCAUGGCCUGGAGCGCAUGGUGGUCAAUAGCGGAGUGCCGUCUCCUGGUGGCCCACAGCCUACUGGCAAGGAGAAAACGGCGGGUGAACUGGCAGCCGGAACCGGAGGAGCCGCUGGAGGAUCCGAGGCGGCAGUUGGAGUCGUGGUCACACCGCAGAUGCGACAUAAAAUUGAAAAACUUGCACUCGAAUUGCUGAAAAUGGAAAAUGAGAAAUUUUCGAUUCCGGCAUUGAAAUUGCUUUUGUCCUGCAUGUAUGUGGGUUCUGCUGUCCAGCUGGAAAACACCGAGCUGUCGAACGGAAUCGUACAGGAUGACCCGGAGAUAAUCGCCCAGCAAAACGAUAAAGUCGAUAUACUUUUGCAUUGUAUUAAAUCAUCGACUCGAGAUGCCGCCUGGAUUUAUGGACAAGUGCUGUGCCAAAUUAUUCGUGAUUUAGUGCCACCGAAUGAAAUAUUGACGAAGGUCAUAAAGGAGUUUCUGGCCAUAAAUCAACCGCACGGCGAUGUUAUUGCCAUGAUUGUAUAUCAGGUCUUUCGGUCCGCCAUCGACUCGUCGUACCUGCAGAUGCUCCAGGACUGGCUGAUCUGCACCCUGCCAACGUUCUUGGCCCAGCCGGAGCAGCAGGGUGUCUGGGGUCUCAGCGUCAUCUUUUUAUCCGCCUCCAUAAAUCUGCAUUUGAUUAAACUAUUUCCGCUGGUGCUCGGCAUCGGGGCAUCCAGCUCGAUGGCACCAGCGGCGGCGACGGGGGCAACGGGGGCAACAGCACCGGCGAUGGCCCGAAAAUUGGGUCAACACGAAAUUGCAUUGUUCGUGACAGCUGCACAAGAUUUCCAUGCGAAAUUGAGUGGCGAGCAGAGGCAGCGUUUCCGCGAGGCCUUCAGCAGCUUCGAGCGGAAUCAAGUCUACGGCCGGAUGUUGCAGCGUCUCUGAAGCGAUACGAGAUGACAUGAUAUGGAUAAGAUACCUCCAACUAUUUAUCCUUCGUUUAAUUCCAAUCGCCGUUAAGGAGAAAAAUAUAUUCAGAUUGGGCAGCGGCUAAACUUGCCCCAAAGACAAGCGCAAGCGUGAAUAACUAAUUGCCCCGAGCUGCGGAGAAAGUUUAAACGGAUGUCCCUCUUUCACUUCUUCUUCUUCAUCUUCAACGCAACUCGCUGGCCCCAGCGUACGGAAAGUUUUUUAAUAGUUGGGGAAUACAAAAUUAAUUUAUGCUUUACAUUAUGUGUAACUAAUAUUUAAAUUAUUGCAAACGAAUGUUCGCCCCUCACUUCCUAAUCUGGUAGAAAGUUUAACGAGGCCAGCAAGGCGAGCAAAGGACCCGCAAUUAAUUCCUGCGGCUUGCCUUUCGACAAGUACCCAGGACCUAGGACCCAGGACACGGAAAUUAUGUUCUUGUCAGUUUUCUGUUUUUCGGCUAAAGUUUAUCAUUUAUUUAUUAUGACGCUGCUUGCUGGGCAAGAAAUAGAACCAGAACCUUAAACUCAACAAAUUGCUGGCUAAUUCCUAAUCAAAAUUACUCUAAAAUUCCAUUAUGCAAAGACCUAUACCCCUCAAUUGUAAUCAUAAUAAUAACCAUAUUGUUUAAUGAAAUAAAGUACGUACCAUUAAAACGA